UGUGUGUUGCUUGUCAUCAGUGUGUCCUUGACUGCAUAGACCAGCAGCAGGUUAGCUAGAGAGCUACAACCGCCGGAUUGGACGAGCUAAAAGGGAACGGAGCAAAAGCAUAAGAAUCCACCUGAACCAACGCACUCCAAAAAGUGGCCAUGGCUUUCUUGAUCAAGAGCAUGAUCGGGAACCCGCUGUCGGGAAUAGGCCUCGGUGGCGGAGGCGACAAGGAGGAGGAGGCCACCCCCUCGGACCCGGCCAAGGCGGCGGGGAUGACCCGGGAGGAGUACGAGGAGUACCAGAAACAGGUGGUGGAGGAGAAGAUGGAGAGGGAUGCAGAUUUCUUGCACAAGAAAGCCGAGAGGGCGACGCUGAGGGUGUGCCUCAGGGAAAAGUACAGGCUGCCUAAGAGCGAGCAGGACGAGAACAUGAUCGAGAUGGCCGGCGACGACGUGGACGUGCCCGAGGACCUGCUGAAGAUGGUGGACGAGGAUGCCACGGAGGAGGAGGGCAAGGACUCCCUCAUGGGCCAGAUUCAGAACUUGCAGAACAUGGACAUGGACCAGCUGAAGGAGAAGGCGUCGGCCACCGUCACCGAGCUCAAGACCAAAGCCGAGGAGAAGUGCGCUUUAAUGUGAGGCGGCGACCCGGAAGAGGACGAAGACCUGUGAUGCUUUGGAGUCGAACUACAUUGCGAUGUGAAAGCCACCAUUAGAUUUCUUGUUUUAGCCACGCUUUUUCUUUGUUUCAUUAACAGACUACCCCAUGCUUCAUGGGGGAAGACAAAUUAAUACCAUUAACCACACAAACGGCGAAAAUAAAUGUACGUAUUUGCACUUUAUUCCAGAUUCUUUUUUAGCCCAGUCGCCGACCUGCUUUAAAGUUGUUUUUUCUGCGUUUUACCGUAAUCCUGUGUGUGUCUUACCUUAAUGUUAUUAUGGCAACAUGGCCGCUGAGAUCAACAAAACAACAAAACUAGUGGUGGUUUAGACUUUUGCACACAACUGCAUAUUAAUUGAAGCAUUAAAAAUACUUGCAUUAUGAUCGUUUUAACAUGAUUGUGACCAUUUUCCCUGUUCAAUAUUUAACACUUUGAAAAUAAAUACAUUAAUAUAUGUAUGUAUAUAUGUAUACGUUAGGUCAGAAAAAACACAGAGGCCAUAUCAUCCCUACGAACCUGAUUUUAUCCUUCGACGAGCAGGAAAACCUGCGAAUCAGGCUUGUAGGGAUGAUAUAGCCUCUGUGAUAUUUUCUGACCUAACAUAUAUAUCGCUCUACCCCGGUAUUGAGCACUGUAUAACGGAUAAACCACAGAAACCUCAACUCUAUAUACAUAUACAUAUACAUAUAUAUAUAUGUAUAUGUAUAUAUAUAUAUAUAUAUAUAUAUAUAUAUAUAUAUACAUAUAUAUAUAUAUAUAUAUAUAUAUAUAUAUAUAUAUAUAUAUAUAUAUAUAUAUAUAUAUAUAUAUAGUAACACUUUAGUAUGGGGAACAUAUUCGAAGUAACAAAGACUUGGGCCGGUAUAGCUCGGUUGGUAGAGUGGCUGUGCCAUCAACUUGAGGUUUCCAGGUUCGAUCCCCGCUUCCGCCAUCCUUUUCUCUGCCGUUGUGUCCUUGGGCAAGACACUUUACCCACCUGCUCCGAGUGUCACCCACACUGGUUUAAAUGUAUCUUAGAUAUUGGGAAUCACUAUGUAAAGCGCUUUGAGUCACUAGAGAAAAAGCGCUAUAUUAAUAUAAUUCACUUCACUUAAUUUAGAGUUAUUUGGACUCUAGGGGAACAUAUAAGGGUUAGGGCUAGGGCUAGGGUUACUAAUAAGCAAUAAUUCUAAGGUUAUUGAGGGAAGACUCUUAGUUAAUGGCUUACUGCUUGUAUAAUAAGGCCAUGCAGAAUAAGGCAUUAAUAAGUACUUAAUAAUGACUAAUUAAGAACCAAUAUGUUACUAAUUUGCAUGUUAAUAAUGGUUAAUUAAUGAUAAAUAUGUUCCCCAUACUAAAGUGUUACUAUGUAUAUAUAUAUAUAUAUAUAUAUAUAUAUAUAUAUAUAUAUAUAUAUAUAUAUAUAUAUAUACAUACAUAUGUAUAUAUAUAUAUAAUUAAUACUGAAAAAAGCCAUAUUUACAUCCCCUAUGUUCAGAAAACUAUCAUAAAUGAUACAAUUAGUCUCCUUAAAAGGUGUUGUUUACAGUCCAAUAUGUCAAGGUCUUACAGUAUGAAAUAAUUACAGUACACAUGUAUUUUGUUAGAGUGUUUUGAGUCUCGACUUCCCUUCUGGUGGUUCUAGUAGAUUUCUUUUGUAUGUAUGUUGUGUUGGAGUUCAUUAUAGGAGGUUUAUAGAGGUGGUUUCUGUUGUCGACGCAAAGCAGGCGCUUGUUCCAACCCUCACAUGCUGAUUUGAAUGACAUAUAAAGAUGACAUCUGCUCAUUCGCAGGAUUGCACAAGGUGAAAUCAAAAAGCACUGUACAUAAAAGCAUGAGACUUAUUAAAAUAAAAAGGUGUAUUAUGUACUA
Messenger RNA from Nerophis ophidion (straightnose pipefish), 2503 nucleotides. It is a transcript of the gene cplx4a, whose product is annotated as complexin 4a. The record is from RefSeq and is a predicted model, not a curated record. Gene Ontology annotation, biological process: neurotransmitter transport; synaptic vesicle exocytosis; regulation of neurotransmitter secretion. NCBI's taxonomy places the organism in Eukaryota, Metazoa, Chordata, Actinopteri, Syngnathiformes, Syngnathidae. Gene Ontology annotation, molecular function: syntaxin binding. The transcript has 3 exons. Bases 150 to 629 code for a protein of 159 amino acids. Gene Ontology annotation, cellular component: terminal bouton; SNARE complex.